AUGGGAGACUUGAAUCCAUCUGCAGGCAUCCCUACACCUAUAUUGCAUUCAAGAUUUCUAGAAAAAGCUCUUCACAUAAACUCUUCGACAUCACUUAUUCACAGUUACAAAAGUAUUUUCAAUGGUUUUGUUGCCCUAUUGACCAAUGAUGAGGUUCACCGGAUUUCUGCGAUGGAAGAAGUUGUAUCAGUGUUUCCAAAUAGAAAAAAUCAUAUGCACACUACAAAAUCAUGGGACUUUUUGAAAUUUCCUCAAACGGUUAGCAGAGUGAAAAAGGUUGAGAGCAACAUCAUUGUUGGAGUAAUAGAUUCUGGAAUUUGGCCAGAAUUAGAUAGCUUUAGUGAUGUUGGAAUGAGAUCGCCACCGAGCAAAUGGAAGGGAUCGUGUCAUGGGCUACGGAAUUUCAAAUGUAACAACAAAAUAAUUGGAGCAAGGUACUACAGAAGAAAUGGCAAAUUCUCCCAAGAGGAUAUUAUUUCUCCAAGAGAUACCAUUGGUCAUGGAACUCAUGUAGCUUCAAUCAUUGCCAGAAAUCUUGUUAGUUCGGCGAACUUUUAUGGUCUUGGACAAGGUACAGCACGAGGAGGAGUCCCUUCUUCGAGGAUUGCGGUAUAUAAAGUAGUUUGGACUGAUGGUUCUGAUGACAUCGACAUCAUUGACGCAUUUGAGGAUGCCAUCAAAGAUAGGGUUGACAUAAUAUCAAUUUCAAUGGGAACAGGUAUUAAUGCAAACUAUUUGAAGGAUUCGAUAACUGUUGGGAGUUUUCAAGCAAUGAGAAAAGGAAUUAUGACGAUAUGUUCUGCGGGAAACGGUGGUCCUGAACAUGGAACUGUCGAGAAUAUUUCUCCAUGGGUUCUUACCGUCGCAGCAAGUUCCACUGAUCGAAAGAUAGUCACCUAUUUGAAGUUGGGUAAUGCCCAGACAUUUGUGGGAACUACAUUGAAUGCGUUUGAUGAGACUAAUUUCUCCACUUUGGUGUAUGCCGGUGAUGUUCCAAAUAUAAGAGAGAUGGUUUCUCGUAAUACAUCGAGACUUUGCCUAGACACAAAGUCACUAGAUGCUAGACUUGUAAAAGGUAAGAUUGUCAUUUGUGAUGAAUACAAUGUAGGGGACGCAGCCUUAACUGCUGGUGCAACUGGUAUGGUGAUACGAGGCAAUGAUAUCGCUGUCGAUUAUAGGACAUUUGCUCUCCCGGCACUUUUUGUUGGAAACAGGGAGUCAUUCGAACUCAUGAGAUAUUUGGUCAGACCAAGGGUGUCAUAUAACAUCCUAUCAGGUACGUCAAUGUCAUGCCCACAUGCUUCUGCUGCAGCCGCUUAUGUCAAAUCCUUCCAUCCAUCAUGGUCUCCGGCUGCUAUAAAAUCUGCACUUAUAACCACUGCCUCCGAGAUGAGUGCAAGGACAACUCAGUCACUAGAAUUUGGUUAUGGAGCAGGCCUAAUAAACCCUGUAGGUGCCAUUAAUCCUGGCCUUGUGUAUGAUGCAAAUCUAGCUGACUAUGUGCAGUUCUUGUGUGGCCAAAACUACACCAACAAACAGUUGAGCCUUAUUACGGGUGACAAAAUAGCUUGCACUCAUUAUGGGAGUAAAACUUCUUUAAAUCUUAACAUGCCUUCAUUUUCCUUUCCCAUCGUUCCGUCAAAUACUCCUUUUAAUGUCUCCGUUAAUAGGAGAGUUACCAAUGUUGGAUCAUUAAGAUCUACAUACAUCGCCAAGAUUCUUACUCCGCCUACAUUCACAAUACGAGUUGUACCGAGCACACUUUCUUUCACUAAAGUCGGAGAAGUUAAGUCAUUUACAUUGAUUGUUGAGGGAAUAAUGAAUCAUGUGGCAGCGGUUUCGGCUUCUUUGUCAUGGAUUGGUAGCACAAACAAAGAAUACUUCAUCUCCUGGUAUCCUAACAAGUGGUAUCAGAGCGAGGUUGUUCGAGAGGAGAGAAAGCUGAAGAGAUUGGAUGAUCCUUCGAGAAUUAUUGACAAGUUCUAG
This is a messenger RNA of Impatiens glandulifera, 1986 nucleotides long. RefSeq names its product cucumisin-like. The record is from RefSeq and is a predicted model, not a curated record. The transcript has 9 exons. NCBI's taxonomy places the organism in Eukaryota, Viridiplantae, Streptophyta, Magnoliopsida, Ericales, Balsaminaceae. Gene Ontology annotation, molecular function: serine-type endopeptidase activity. Gene Ontology annotation, biological process: proteolysis. Bases 1 to 1986 code for a protein of 661 amino acids.